This is a messenger RNA of Caenorhabditis auriculariae, 3116 nucleotides long. Lineage: Eukaryota; Metazoa; Nematoda; Chromadorea; Rhabditida; Rhabditidae. The record is from the annotation of a GenBank genome assembly.
AUGUCGACGGGAAAGAAAAGAAGUGGCAAAGCCGAACCGACGGCUGAAGAUCUAUCCACGAUCGAAUUCGAGACUUCUGAAGACGUAAAUGUCGUGCCAACUUUCGAUCAAAUGGCGCUAAGGUGAGUUGGAAAAAAAGUUUGCCAACUUAUGAAUAUUCUGUUUGUUUGUAGAGAAGAGCUUCUGCGGGGAAUUUAUUCGUAUGGUUUCGAGAAACCUUCGGCUAUUCAACAGCGUGCUAUCGUGCCUAUUUUGAAAGGCCGUGAUGUUAUUGCUCAAGCUCAGUCUGGUAGGUUUUCCGCAACCGUUUUUUCUUGAUCUUCUUGUUAUAGGUACCGGUAAGACGGCAACCUUCUCUAUUUCUGUCCUCCAGGCGUUGGACACUCAGGUCCGUGAGACACAAGCUCUCAUUUUGUCACCAACAAGAGAAUUGGCGACUCAAAUUCAGAAGGUAAUCUAUCUCAAUCAUUUCCCUUUUAAAAAGAUCCUCUAAGGUUGUUCUUGCGCUUGGCGAUUACAUGAAUGUGCAGUGUCAUGCCUGCAUCGGAGGAACGAAUCUAGGAGAGGACAUCCGUAAACUGGACUAUGGACAGCACGUGGUGAGAAUUAAUUGGUUCACUAUGAAAACAAAACUAGAACCACCGUAGUUCAGAACUAUCAAAGUUAGAACCUAUUACCUUUAAAUUUCAAUGCUUAGUCUCGGAUUCUAUUUUGAAGUAAAAACGAAAAAAACAUAAGCUCUGACCUUUCAAUCAUUUGAAUCAAUGCAAUUUUUUUUUCCAGGUUUCUGGGACCCCAGGACGUGUGUUCGACAUGAUUCGCCGCAGAAAUCUCCGAACACGUUCUAUAAAAAUGCUUGUUCUUGAUGAAGCUGAUGAAAUGCUGAACAAGGGAUUCAAAGAACAGUUGUACGACAUCUACAGAUAUCUGCCGCCUGGUGCCCAGGUUUGGGAAAAAUUUCACUAAAUCUAAUCACUAAUUUCGAAUACAGGUUGUUCUCCUAUCGGCCACACUUCCUCAUGAAAUCCUGGAGAUGACGAGCAAGUUCAUGACAGAUCCUAUUCGUAUUCUCGUAAAACGUGAUGAGCUGACUUUGGAAGGAAUUAAACAAGUGGGUUAAAAAAUUUUUUUUCACGGGACUUUUCACUACGACAACUUUUCGAGGACUUCUAGAAAACGAAUAUUGUUUUAUAAAUGGGAAAUUUAAAAAAAUCAUCUUUCAAAGACCUUUCAAAAAACAAGCUUUGAAUGUUUUUUUAUUACUGUGAGGCUGCGUGUGGAGAAACUUACUCGUAAAAAAAAUUUCUUCUUGUUAAAUACUUUUUUUAAAUAAUUGUCUUGUUUCCUAAUUUUUUUCUUUCGUUUUUUUACAAUGUUUUUCGUUGCAGUUCUUUGUCGCUGUGGAUCGGGAAGAAUGGAAGUUUGACACGCUCGUCGAUCUCUAUGACACGCUCACCAUCACACAAGCAGUUCUUUUCUGCAAUACUCGCAGAAAGGUUUGAUAUCAGAUUUAUUUCGUUUUUUCUCAUCGGUUAAAUAUUUUCUUCGAUUUCCGUCUUUUUUCUGACCUUUUGUAGUGCUCGAAAAAAAUAAUUUAUAUUUAAUUAAGGAAUUUUUUCAAUUUUUUUGAAUAUUCAUUUGAAACCAAUUUGCUUGAAGGUUGAUUGGCUCGCUGACAAACUCAAGGAAGCGAACUUCACAGUUUCUUCGAUGCACGGAGACAUGGAACAAAAGGAGCGUGACCAAAUCAUGAAAGAUUUCCGCGCCGGUACCAGUCGCGUUCUCAUUUCCACAGAUGUGUGGGCUCGUGGUCUCGACGUCCCGCAAGUUUCCCUGGUUGGUUUCUUUAUUUUUUCUGUGAACUCAUUCUCAAACGACAGGUUAUCAAUUACGACCUUCCUAACAAUCGUGAGCUCUACAUCCAUCGCAUCGGUCGGUCUGGCCGUUAUGGACGCAAGGUAAUCCUUUCUCAUUUAUAGAUUCUUUUUCUUCUUCUCAUUGGCUGAUGUUUCAGUCCAUUUAACGUGCUGGCCAUCAAAGUUUUCAGUUUUCUUACUUCUAGGUUCUUUUUUUUUCGUUAGGGACUUUUUCGCCGUCUUACAAAAAACCGAAUGAAGUAAAAACAGCACUUUUCGGAGGUUGUCAAUGUGCCGCCAGUUAUUCUUAGUGCAAGUAGAUUUAUUGGGAUUAAAAUCUUAAAAAAUGAGAAUUAUUUUACCUGAGUGAUCGCCAUUUUUUACUCCAUAAAUGGGAAGUGACUACUGUUUUUUUUUUCUGAGAGAUUUUUCAUGCCUCUCGGGAAAUUAUAUCAAACAUAAACUGCUGAGCCCGUAAAUGAUAAAUUAAUAUGCAAAGGUCAAAUUUUUUUACGAUUUAUGUAGAAAUUCUAUUAUUUUCUCUUGUUUGACUCUAGUUACCAUCGAAGGCAGGAAAGCUCAUUUUCUUUAAUAUUUUUUUCGGGUUGAAUGUUGUGUUUUUUUUAAUGUAGCCUGUACGCUUAGAAAAUUUGGACCGUUGCAAGUCAAUUUAGUUCUUAAAUGGAAACAAUGCGUUGAAAAAAUAAAUUUACGUUAGCUCUCAAUCCGACAUUUUUUGGUCAAGUCCAAUCUCUAUGCUGUCGAGUAACGGCUAACUUAUGUACAGUACCGUCGGUAAAGAUACGAAAAAAUGUAGCUCCGGUCACAACUUUCUUGUAAGGAAUUCAAUCUUUCAGAAACUUUCAGGAGUUGUGAUGACUGUUAUUUUUAACAUUGAGGAAUUUUUAGUUCACGGAAAAAAGCGCAGCUUUAGAAACGUUCAGAAAAUUAAGUUCUUUCCAAGAAAGUUGUGAUCAAAUUCGUGUUUUUUCGUAUCUUUUCUGGCAGUACUGUAGUUUGGAAAUUUGAUGGUCGCUACAAUAUAAAUAUAUAAGAAAAAUUUUUUUACAAAGACAAAUAUAUACCGUGCAGUAUCUCGUAAUACUUUUUUUUUUGUUGAACUAUACGAGAUUUUUUCUUGUUAAGGGUGUCGCCGUUAACUUCGUGAAGCAAGAUGAUGUGCGCAUUCUUCGAGAUAUCGAACAGUACUACUCAACUCAGAUCGACGAAAUGCCCAUGAACAUUGCUGAUAUGAUCUGA